Paramacrobiotus metropolitanus is the source of this 657-nucleotide messenger RNA. Its product is annotated as dolichyl-diphosphooligosaccharide--protein glycosyltransferase subunit DAD1-like. Gene Ontology annotation, cellular component: membrane; oligosaccharyltransferase complex. The record is from RefSeq and is a predicted model, not a curated record. Gene Ontology annotation, biological process: protein N-linked glycosylation. Lineage: Eukaryota; Metazoa; Tardigrada; Eutardigrada; Parachela; Macrobiotidae. The transcript is spliced from 2 exons. Bases 143 to 481 code for a protein of 112 amino acids.
UCGUAGUUAAAUGCUUUUUACAAUUUUAAUUGUGUAGUUCUGUCGACUAUUCUGAUUUGUUUUCAAUUGGUUUCUACUACGGUUACAACUUAACAACUUUCAGGGCUCAAGUAGUAUACAGCACAGUUAACCCUUGGUGAACAUGCCGCAUCUUGGAGAAAUCCUUGUGAAACUGUAUGAAGAGUACCGCGGGAAAACUCCGAAACGAUUGAAGCUGAUCGAUGCGUACCUUGUAUACGUGCUCCUAACGGGAAUUAUCCAGUUUCUUUAUUGCCUCCUGGUUGGCACUUUCCCUUUCAACAGUUUCCUGAGUGGGUUUAUCUCAACUGUUGCUUCGUUCAUUCUUGCGACAUGUCUGCGGAUGCAGGUCAACCCGGAGAACAAGAGCCAGUUCGGCCACAUUAGCCAGGAGCGCGCCAUGGCGGACUUCAUCUUCGCGCACGUUGUUUUGCAUUUGGUCGUCAUUAAUUUUAUGGGAUAACCUGCAUUUGUGCAAUAAACUUCACUCACGCUUUGUGCUUUGGUUAGCCGCUUUCUUUACUGCCAAAUUUUGAUCCACGAUUCUUUUCACCAUCAGGCGGAAUUGUGCGAUUCGCCAUGGCAGUUUGUUAGUUUUCUGCGGCAACUAUUUCCGCAAUAAAAUUCAAGUCCGACUGA